AUCACUGACCUUACUUGGUUCCGUGAUGUGCUACCUCAAGCAAUAGGUGUUCGUUUCAUUGAGAACGGCCGAUGGCCCGAUUCAGCUGCAAACCUUACUAUUCAGACAGAUGCCACCUUAUCCCUAGGCAUCUCCUUCGUAUACAACCAGCAAGCAUUUUCUUAUCAAAUCCGUCCACCAUCCGGGAAGAUCAUUCCAGAUAUCUUCUUUUUAGAAGAAAUUGGAGUUCUAUCAGCCAUUCACCAUGCUGCCACACUUCCUUCGCCACCACGCCACCUUCUCAUCUACUGCGAUAACCUGGAUGCCGUCCAAUCAUUCAAUGCUAUGCGAGCUACUGAACCCAUGCAUAACGCCCCUCUUCUUGCAACUGCAGAAAUUGUCCUUUGUACCGGUAUCAAUUUCCGUGUUCGUCACAUCGCCGGCAAAGACAACACUCGUGCCGAUCUCAUAUCUCGUCUUAUGUUUGACGAGUAUGAUCGCAAGUUUCCAAAUCAACGCGUCCGCACAUUCUCUCCACCUAGAGAGCUCCUGCCGGCGCAAUGGAGGGAGUGCUUUUGAAUGCGCUCGGCGAGCAGGCUCCUAAUCGCCUGUCUCCUGCUCGCCGGCGACUUCCUUGUUCCUUACAGGCGAUUGAUCAGCGCAUCUCAUUCUUACAAGCUCACUCUAUCGAGAACUCUACCAGAAAAGGUUACCGUACUGGCGCGAAAGACUAUAUCAAAUUCUGCACUCAGCACUCCAUUCCUCUCGAUCCCACUCCCCAAACUCUCGCUCGCUACAUUGCCUAUACUUCACAAUUCAUCGCAUCAGCUCCAAAAUACCUUACGGGUGCCCGUCAUUUUCUCACCGACAUCUAUCCUAACUUCGAUGAUAACCGCAAAUCCGCUUUCGUCCGCACUACAAUCCGUGGUUCUAUCAAAGUCCGUGGCGACCCCAUUCAUCGAAAACUCUCUCUUCGCCUUUCGCAUCUUCUCACUUUUCAUUCUAUCGCCCUCCACUCAUCAGCCACCUACGAUGACCUUCUACUAUCUACAAUUCUCACUGUCGCCUUUUUCGCUUGCCAUCGUAUCGGAGAACUCGUCAUUCCAAAUGACAGAUCACUUUUCGACUGGAAGAAAAUCAUCAAACGAUCCAGCCUUAAUUUUCUCCUCAAACGAGCCUCCUAUAUCCUCCCUUACCAUAAAGGAGAUCCACUCUAUCAUGGGACGCUCAUCAUGCAUAUGGAUCACGAUGCCAUAAACCCGGUCCUGCUCUUAUAUACUUACGUUCAUCAGCGAGAUCUCCGUCACGGUGCACGCCCUGCUCUGUUUAUAAAAGAAGACGGUUCACUACCCACGAGAUCUUGGUUUGAACAAAAAUUUUUCUCCGUCCUCCCUCGAUGCGACUAUGGAGGCCACUCAGCAAGAGCUGGCGGCGCUACAUACUACGCCAAUCUAGGACUCUCCGAAGACGUCAUCCAAGCCAUAGGUCGAUGGUCCUCCAUCUCCUGGAAAUCCUAUAUUCGAGAUAAUCCAACCAUCCGUGCAGAACUUCAGCUCGCCGCUCUUCGGCGACCAUAACCAUCAAGCCGCGCCUUUCUCUUCACACCUCCACCAUCCCCCACACUCACACACCCAUAGCCUUUAUAGCUAUCUCGCGGCUUGCCAAUGUAGUCCUUGGAACUGGCGCCCGCCAGUUCCGUCACGGCUUCUCCGUUCGAUCUGAGACGACCAAGCAGAGCCUCACUAGUCUCAGGUUCUGGGUAUGGAAUCAAGAUCUCAUCGGGCAAUCUGUUGCGCUUCUUUUAUUGCGGCUGCCGAGAUGUGCAGGCUUACCGGUAGCAUCGGUCUUCAGCCUUCCGACACACGAAGAACGCUACUUCAUCGAGUGGUACGCCAGUUGUCUUCUGUUUGAGGAUGCAGUGUAUCGCCUGGUUCCUGUGGAGGUAUCCGCAGGACCACAUACCUCCAUAGUACUACCCACUAAAUGCACCCGAGGGUACUGCAAAUUGCUGCGGAAACUGAUGCUUGCGCUGAAUCUCAGUCUCAUAACUUCUCCGGUCUGUUUACCUUGUUCAUCGUCCGCAUGCACAUCGAAACUGACCAUCUCGUCUGUUCACCUCAUCUGUUCUGACUUUUUUCUGGUGUCAGGAUGCUGCUGCGAACGAAACCCCAUUGGUCCUUUCUUGUCUUCCAAUACUAUCAAGUCAUGGCUGAUUCAAUGGUCGAGAUGUAGCAUAUGAAGGUUGUGUCUAGAUAAUUAGGACAGAGGCAGAGCCUGCCAAUGGACAAGGAAAUUUGUAGCCCUCUGCGGAUUGAAUCUUUGCAAAUAAGCUUUCCAUUGCAUA
Messenger RNA from Somion occarium, 2323 nucleotides. The record is from the annotation of a GenBank genome assembly. Lineage: Eukaryota; Fungi; Basidiomycota; Agaricomycetes; Polyporales; Cerrenaceae.